Hyaloscypha bicolor E is the source of this 2628-nucleotide messenger RNA. RefSeq lists its product as uncharacterized. Gene Ontology annotation, molecular function: protein binding. Gene Ontology annotation, cellular component: NuA4 histone acetyltransferase complex. The record is from RefSeq and is a predicted model, not a curated record. The transcript has 2 exons. Lineage: Eukaryota; Fungi; Ascomycota; Leotiomycetes; Helotiales; Hyaloscyphaceae. Bases 1 to 2628 code for a protein of 875 amino acids.
AUGAAUAUAGCAAAAAUAAUCGUCUUCGGGACGGAUUACACGCCACUCGAAUGUCUAUUGCUGUUCCAGUCUCUUGUCGCAUACGGCACUGAAGACCAAGCCUUCACGCGAAUUUCCGAUCUCCUCACAAACAAUUCACUGAUCAAGGAUGGACCCACCUACGAUGCGCAAAGGUUGAGCUCUGGUGCUCUGCGGCAAUUGUAUCUCCAGCUUCUACGGGAUGAGUUGAAGGCGGAAGAGCAGGAUGGGCACGAAGAUGCUGGCCAAGCCGCAUCCAAGAAGCGAAAACUCCAGAGUCCACCCCUGCCGUCUUUCAAGGAUGCGCAGGAAUAUCGAGACAAGCUCCCGUUGCUGGUGGACCGAUUAUAUGCACGAUACCGAGACUACAUGGUCAGGGCAAUCCAAGAGGAUGAGAGAAGAUAUGCAGAGGUGCAAGGAGAACUGGGAGAGAUCGAGAGAGGCGAGUGGGACGAGCGAAUCUUGAACGAAGAUCAGGCUUUGGCAAACAAGAACAUCACUGCUCCUACGGAACUCCUACGACCGAAGACGAAUGGUGCGCCACCGGAACCACUGCCACCAGAGACGCCUACAGCCUCUCUUGUUGAAGAGCAUCAAGCAGAAGUCACAAAGGAGCCAGUUCCACCUCCCGCCCCGGCACCAAAUCUCGACAUACAAGCAGAGCCACGUGCCAUCACAGACCUUACCAACAAGCAGGAAGGUCUCCCAUCCUCGCCGAAGAUACUUGAGCCACCUCGAACUGGAAAUGAACCUCCAGCACCGAAUCCACCACCUGCAAAUAUUGGUCCUCACGGUCCAUCCCCGCUUCAACCGGGGCCACAGCAGCCUAGGCCAUUGCAAUGGGAACCCCCUUACGGGCCGCCAAAUCAAGCCCUUCCAUACCCAGUUGGUGCUCCAUAUCCCCAAUUCAAUUCUUCUCAACACCCUCUUCAGGGCUACCCAGCUCCACUCAGAAGCUCUUUCUCCGGCCCUCAUGGCAUACCCCCACCGCAUCCUCAUAUGCCCUCAUCCCCACACGGCAUCUUGGUCCCUCCACCGAAUGCUAUUGGAAGAUCUUCCACCAAUGCCGCGAUGCCUCUCGAUGCUCUUGCCGAUGUUGCUGGGCAGCAAUUCCGUGCACCUCCUUCUGGGCCCCCUACGAUGCAACAACUGGGCCCUCACCCAGCAGGUUACCAACCACCAUAUCCACCUCAACAACAUCGUGCCCCUCCCGCUAAUGGCCCAGCCCAAUGGCCGCAGCAAUAUGUGCACCCCUACCAAGGUUCGCCUCAGCAAUACCCAUAUCCUCCAACCCAACGACCUCCAUAUCCUCCUCGCCCUGAUCUCAUUCAACCAGAGAAUAGACAUUAUACAUCUCCCUAUAAUGGCAGUCAAGGCCCACGGCCCCAGACCACAAGUCAGAAUCAAACACCAAGACUACGUCCAAGUCUCCCAUAUACCCCGUUAUCCCAAGGAGGCCUCGUUCCAUUGACUGGUAGUGGAACGAGAUGGACACCCAAGGUAGCUGGGACGACUCCUAGAUCUACCAUGUCAUUGUCUCCACCUGCGAUGGAACCACUCAGCCCUAUUCUCCGCCCAAAAGACGCACCUGAGACUUUGAAGAAAUCCGGAAAGAAGCAAAUGAAGACGUCGGAUCAGCCCAAGCCUACCAAGGCGCCUAAACGCGGCGUACAACCCACGAGAGCAGGAAGUACAGCCUCAUCAGUUAUUGCUGGGUCUUACAGAAGCCAGUCGGUCUUGUCUCAUGCUGACGAGGAUGAGCUGUCUUUGGACAAUGAUGUCGCAAGCCGUCACGUGAAGGAAGAAGUUGCGACGCCUCUCGGUGUUGACGAUGCUGGUGAUACCACUGCUGAUGAAUCUUCUACACACCUUCCACUGCCUUCACGGUCUGGCCCAUCCCCUCGACACCCGACGAAACGCAAACGAGCCUCCAGUAUACCUUUUGAAGCUCGUUCGGCCGGUCCCCCUGGUCAUGUUAUGUGGACUAAGGCAUUCCCCAAGAUCUCCGCAUCUGCACUGGAAUCUAUCUCCGGUCACCGAAAUGCUAGUACGUUCGCAGCACCUGUCAAAGAACGUGAUGCCCCUGGUUACACAAAUAUCAUUCUUCGCCCCCAAGACUUGAAGAGCAUUCGUGGUGCAAUUCUUCAUGGUUCUCGGGCCGCCACCGCUGCGGCUCCUGAAGAUAUGAACCCUAACGCAUCGAACAUUUGGCUACCCAUCUCUGAAGACCUCAUUCCACCCAAAGGGAUCAUCAAUUACGCACAACUGGAAAAGGAAUUGAUGCGCAUUUUUGCGAAUGCAGUCAUGUUCAACCCUGACCCUGACCGAGGUUUUGGAAAGAGAUGGCAAGGCAUCGGGAAGGGCAAAGGUGAUAGUGUCGGUUACGAAAUAGACGAGGACGGGGUGAUCAAGGAUACACGGGCAAUGUUUACAGACGUCGAGAAGGUCGUGGGCAGUCUGCGGAGUGCCGAACGGCGGAGUGAGGAGAUGAGGGAAAGCAGCAUGGCGAGGGGGGUUGGGGAUGACGAUGAGGUCGAUGAACUGGCCGGAGACGGUGAAAGCCACGCUGGUAACACUGGCAGCAUGGCGAAGCGACGACGGAAGGCUUGA